Messenger RNA from Geodia barretti, 1310 nucleotides. The record is from the annotation of a GenBank genome assembly. Lineage: Eukaryota; Metazoa; Porifera; Demospongiae; Tetractinellida; Geodiidae.
GCACGUAUGUAGUGGGCGCUAACGGAAAAAGAUGAGGUUCAACGACAAAGAGCUGGGAGCCUGGGCGAGCGUGUUCUCCCCCGACAAGGAGGGUCUACUGGAGAAGAAGGGUGCGGGGAGAGGACAGGGCUACAAACAGAGGUGGUUCAGACUGAAGGGAAACCUACUCUUCUAUUUCAAGGUGGACGAGUUGGGAGGAUGGGAGUCGUGUGGAGAGCCGGUGGGGGUGAUUGUUCUAGAGAGAUGUCGUGUUGAGAGGAUUCAUCACGACACACGACCUUAUUCCUUCGUCCUCGCAUUUGAGAAUGAUGACUCCAGGACAUAUGUCCUCAGUGCCUUCUCACAGCCUGAGCUAGACUCCUGGAUACUUGCCGUCCGCAUGUCAAGCUAUGAGGGUCUAAAGGCCAUGUACUACGAACUCACCAACAAGAUUAACACCCUCACUGGAAAGGUAGUGAUGCAGCUACUAGUAUCAACAGCAUGGCCAGCCUCUCUCUCUGUGAGGACAGCUACAGAUCUUGGAGAGAGCUGGCCAUUUCCAGUUACUGUGAGCAGCUGAGUCUCAUGCAGAGACUGAGACAUGAAGUGGUGCUACUCCACGGCAAGCUGGAGAGUCGAGAGGCUGAGAUUGAGACACUAAAACAACAGUUGGAGGAAGCGAAGAGAGAGAAAAUCAGUCGUAGAAUUAGAGUUUUCUAACUAUCGCAAACGCACCCAGAAACUGUUGCGUGAUGCCGCAGUAGACAAGACGGAGCAGUGGCUGGAAUCAUUAUCAUCAAACUGAUUACCAUAAUGUCCUAUAUACUUAGUACUCCUAUGCUAGCUUCAUCUCUGGGCAAUGGUUCUUUGCCUUGAAAUCUAGGUACACCGCUAUGUUAGCAGAGGACUAGCAAUACAGCUGGUAGAGUCACUUCGUCAGGUGUGUCUGCCUCAAAGAUAACUUUUCCAUUGUUUGGUGUUUGGUCAAAUAAAGCAUGUGUACACUAAAACUUGCCAGCUAUGCAAGUAUAAACAACUUUUAUAAGUGGAAUAUGUAGGUUGUGGAGUGGGGGUGAGAAGUGAAAGGUUAAGACAUCACAGUCUCAUAUGCAUCAUCAGUUUCUCCUCUCACUACACUGUAAGCCUCGUUACUGGUGGUCUUGAAUGACUCAGGAGGAGCUUUUUUAGUUGUGCAGCAGUAGUAGUGUAUUCUUCAGCUCUUUGGAGUUUCUUCAUGAAAAAGACUAUCACCAUAACCUGCACUGCUAUAGCAGUCACAAUCACCACUCCCAACACACCACCAAGAGCAGCUACUGCUACCGAUGAUGAUG